GUGCCGCAGUUGCAGUCGGGGCACGGCAUUCGUUCAGUGACUUCCAGUGGCAGCACAUCCCAUCUCAGAUCACAACAGAUCGCGGCUCGGUUCGGCACUUCAAUUGGAAUCUGUUUUCCCACCACAGCGAACGAAAGUGAGACAUCAGGUUAAUCGAGCGUGUAAUUUGUGCGACGUUCGCGGGAUUUACGAGCCACUUCAUCCAGCUAAAUGCCCGCUCGCAGCCACAUGAGGCAGCUGCGCUGGGUGGCCUGCCUCCUGGCCGGCCUCUGCCUCAGCGCGUGUCGGGCACAGCUGCCGGGCACAGGCUUCGGGCAGCGCCAGCAGGGAGUCCAGCAGUCACCGUUUGGAGUGCGCCAACCCCCACUGGGCCAGAGCCAGGGUCUCUUUCCGGCACAGCGCAGUCCGCUGAAUCCGCUGGUCAACCCUCUGGCUCCGCCUCUGGCCGGAGCAGCUCUCCAGAAUCCCUAUCGAUACAACCAGUACCAGCAGCAGAACUAUGUGCCCAUCACGGCCUACCAGAACGAGCUCAAUCUGGACGGCAGCUUCUCCUACGGAUACUCCUCUGCCGAUGGCACCACGGCCCAGGCCCAGGGCUAUGUCAAGAAUCUCGGCUAUGGCGAGGGCGUUGAGGCACAGGUCAUUCAGGGCUCCUACUCGUACACCUCGCCCGAGGGCACGCCCAUUACGGUGCGCUACAUUGCCGAUGAGAACGGAUUCCGAGCCGAGGGCACGGGCAUUCCAGCCACUCCGCCGCCGUACUUUGUGGGCGCAGGACAACAGCCUUACCAGCAGCAGGGCGUGCUCAAUCCCAAUCUGAAUCCAUACCAGACGCCCUUCCGCCAGCUGCCCUCACCGCUGGCCACGACUCCUUUUCGACCCCAGGGACCAGGACAACAGCCGCUGAAUGCAUUGCAACAACAGCAACAGCAACAGCAGCAGCAGCAGCAGCAGCGAAACUUCCAACAGCAGCAGCAGCCAAACUCUGGACAGUAUCAGCCGGAGCAGCCGUUCAAUCAACUCCAUUCCGGACGCCUGCCAGCCCAGUAUGCCGGGCAAUUUGGUCAGCAAUUUGGCAGCAAUCUCACAUCCCAGCAGGCCCAGCAGAAUGCCAACAACCAGCAGCAACAACAGCAGCAGCAGCAGCAGCAACAACAGCAGCAACAGCAAAAGGAGCAGCAGAAUGAGCAGCAGCAGCAGCAGGCGUUGAUUACACAACAAUUGCGGGGCAGAUCGAACCAAUUGGUGGAUCCCUAUGGUUACAAUCAGUAUGGCAGACGCUUCAAAAAGUCCCCGAAGAAGUGAUUGCUCCCAACGAAUUGACCAAAUUGAUUCUUACAUUUAGUGCAUCUACUUAGUCGCGUUCAAAGGCAUGAAAUACAUGCAACAGAAAAGUCAAA
Molecule: messenger RNA, 1400 nt
Organism: Drosophila guanche
Lineage: Eukaryota; Metazoa; Arthropoda; Insecta; Diptera; Drosophilidae
Gene: Cpr47Ee
Product: mediator of RNA polymerase II transcription subunit 12
Exons: 2
Coding region: 211-1305 (364 amino acids)
Cellular component (GO): chitin-based extracellular matrix
Molecular function (GO): structural constituent of chitin-based larval cuticle
Source: RefSeq, a predicted model, not a curated record